AUGGGCGGCGGACCACAAGCCCCCGACCUGUCGCACAGGCGGAAUGAAGUAUCAUCAACUUCACGAAUCUUCAAUCGAAAUCUCCAUGGCAUUGUUGAUAUGGGCAGCAAUGGUAUUCGUUUCUCCAUCACAGACCUUUCCUCGUCAACAGCACGUAUCCUGCCUACUCUCUACAGCUAUCGCCUUGGCAUCUCUCUGUACGAAGCUCAAUAUGACGACGAUGGGAAUCAGAUCCCAAUUCCCGAAGAUGUACAGAUGUCUGUCAUCGGAGCUUUCUUGCGCUUCGAGAUCUUCUGCUCUGACUUUGGUGUCCCGUUCGAGAAUAUCCGUAUCAUAGCAACCGAAGCGACUCGCAAGGCUCUGAACGGCGAGGAGUUCGUCGGUCGGGUCGCUAAAGAGACUGGUCUUAACGUCGAAAUUUUAUCCCAGGCUGGAGAAGGUCAAACAGGAGCAUGGGGAAUAGCCAGCAGUGCUUCCGACGUGGACGGACUGGUCAUGGAUCUAGGUGGUGGUAGUACCCAGAUUACAUGGAUGAUCACUACCGAUGGACACAUGGAAACGAGCCCUAAAGGUGCCUUUAGUUUCCCUUAUGGUGCCGCCGCUUUGACGCAAAGACUCCAGCUCAUUGAGAAGAAAGCCAAGUCGCCGGAAGAGGCCGAAGCCGCCAAAGAAGCUCUACGAAAGGAGAUGAAGGACAAUUUCCACCGUGCCUACUAUGGUCUAGAAGUUCCUGACGAGCUUGUCAAGAAGGCAGAGCGUGAAGGUGGCUUUACACUGUUUUUGUCUGGUGGAGGAUUCCGAGGUUGGGGUUACAUUUUACUAUACAUGGCACAGAAGCACAAGCGAGCUUAUCCUCUCAGUAUCAUCAACGGUUUCGUGGCGAGAAGAAAGGACUUCACCGAUGUCAGGAGGUUAAAGAAGGCUGCCAGAGAAGCUGAUCGGAUAUUCAGGGUGUCGGAUAGAAGAAGAGCUCAGGUUCCUGCAGUCGCCUUUCUGGUGAGCGUGCUGGCAGAAGUCAUACCUCACGGCAUCAAGGAGGCCAAUUUCUGUCAAGGUGGUGUCAGAGAAGGUAUAUUGUUCAAGGACCUGCCUCCGGAGAUUCGAACACAAGCACCGAUUGAGGUUGCUACAGCUCCAUACGCACGACCUCUUGCACCAAAGCUUGCUAAUUUAUUCUACGACUCUCUGCCGAAGCAGAAGCCAUCUCGCAAUGCUAUACUUGCUCUCGAAGAGAUUGAAGAUGGUUGGGCUGAGAUCCCAUCUUUCGAGUCAAAGAAGCACAUACCAGAUUCACUGUCGAUUCACAUCCUGCAUGGCUUUGCCAAUAUGAUCUACGUUCACGCCGACAUGAGCAAAGAACUCUCUUCAGCUGCAGCUUUGUACACGACGUCUUCAGGAGUGUUGGCUGACACGCACGGCACUUCGCAUCGCAACCGAGCAAUAAUGGCUCUACUACUCGACGCCCGAUACAAAGGCGAUCUGCCUCCUCGCGACUAUAACUAUCGAGAAGCGAUGCGGCGGCUGCUUACCCCUGCCGAAAUUUGGUGGAUCAAUUACCUUGGUGCAGUUGCGCUUGUACUUGGCAGAAUUUACCCUGCUGGCGGCGAGGACGAUCUUGAAGGUUUCGACAGUGACGAUGAAGGCGAAGGGGUUGACCCAGUUGCAAAGACAAACGGAUUGCACAGACCACACCACAAGAAACCACAUCUGAAACUCCAGGCAUGCUUCGCAGAGGAUCUGGGUAAGGACGGUAGGAAGCCUGGUAUUCGUCUGACAUUCAGGUUACGAAUGCGAGAAUCCAACAAGGACGAUCCUAUGAAGGUGAAAGAGUCCCUGGAGGAGUAUAUCAAGAAGAUCAAGAAAGUGGGCAAGAAGAAGAAUUGGGUGAAGACGAAUCGUUACCAUAAGGAGAAGCUGACGGCUGCUGAUGAUGACUGGUCUAGCACAGAUGACGAGGUUGAGGAGCAGGGACAGGAGGAUGAUGACAACGACCUGGGCUGGGGUAUGAAAGUCAAGGUCGAGGUCAAGGUUGAAUAUCCUUCGGCUAAGGACAGCGGGCGUGCGACUGCCGUGUAA
Messenger RNA from Lithohypha guttulata, 2076 nucleotides. Its product is annotated as retrograde regulation protein 2. The record is from RefSeq and is a predicted model, not a curated record. Bases 1 to 2076 code for a protein of 691 amino acids. The transcript has a single exon. Lineage: Eukaryota; Fungi; Ascomycota; Eurotiomycetes; Chaetothyriales; Trichomeriaceae. Gene Ontology annotation, biological process: regulation of transcription by RNA polymerase II.